AGAUCUACACAACAUCACGUUAGCAUGCCCGUCCUGCAGAAACAGGACUCUCCAUAUACACGUGUCCCAUCCACAGUUUGAGUCUGUCAGAGGGGGCGUGUGCACUGUAGAGAGUCGGUCUCUUCCAGCAGCAGCAGGGACACUGAGACACCCACUGAGAGAGAGACAGAGAUUCACCAUGGCCUCAGCACUGACUUGCACACCCUUCCUUAUGUUGUCUUUUAUUUAUUUCUCGUUACUGUUUGCCAGCGUGUUUUGCGACACUAAUACAGAAGAAGAAGAUGAGCACGCCAAGCACACGUACACGGUGGAGAUGUUCAACGAGGCGGUGCCCACUGCUCCACACUUUGUCAUGUUUUACGCCCCAUGGUGCGGCCAUUGCCAGAGGUUACAGCCGGCAUGGAAUGAACUGGCAGAGAAAUACAACAGCAUGGACGAGCCCCCAGUGUAUGUGGUAAAAGUUGACUGCGUUCCGAACACCAAGUUCUGCUCCAAUGACCACGGGGUCAGGGGCUACCCCACGCUGAAGUUGUUUAGGCCAGACCAGGAGUCAGUUAAGUACGCGGGGCCCAGAGAUCUACAGGCUCUGGAGACCUGGAUGCUGAAGACAAUCCAGGAGGAGCCUUCGGAACCAGAGAGUGAACAGGAGCCUCCUAAAGCCCCAGAGCCCAAACAGGGCCUGUAUGAUCUCACUGCUCUCAACUUUAAGGCCCACAUAGCCAAAGGUGCCCAUUUUAUUAAGUUCUUUGCCCCAUGGUGCGGUCACUGCAAAGCCAUCGCCCCAACCUGGGAGCAGCUGGCCACCACCUUUGAGCACUCUGAUGACGUCAAGAUAGGAAAGGUGGACUGUACACAGCAGUAUGAGGCGUGCUCUGAGAAUGGCGUUCGGGGAUAUCCCACACUGCUCUUCUUCUACAAUGGACAGAAGAUAGAUCAGUACAAAGGAAAAAGAGACCUGGACUCCUUCAAAGACUUUGUGGACAGCCAGCUGAAGGCUGCCCUCGAGCAGGAGCAAGAAGAGAAACCAAUUGAGGAAGAAAAAGCAAAUGAGAUUCCCACUGAAGAGCCAGUCAAAGAGGAGGUUAAGUCCAACGUGUUGGAACUCACAGAGACCAACUUUGACGAGACAGUGGCCAAGGGCUUGACCCUCAUCAAAUUCUACGCUCCAUGGUGUGGCCACUGUAAGAACCUCGUUCCAACAUGGGAGGAUCUCUCCCAGAAGGAGUUUCCCGGCCUCACUGACGUCAAGAUAGCCAAAGUGGACUGCACUGUUGAGCGCACGCUCUGCAACAAGUACUCUGUUCGAGGUUACCCCACGUUGAUCAUCUUCAAGGCGGGGGAGCAGGGCGACGAGCAUAACGGCGGGCGGGACCUGGAGAGCCUGCACAGCUUCGUGAUGAGGCAGGCGAGAGACGAGCUGUAGAAACAGUCAAGUCGGCGCUCAACUGUCCACCACUCUGCUCGUCCACACUGCAUAUCUGGCCAGUAGGACACCACUCUCUCUCUCCCACAGUAGCCAAACCUCUCUCUAUCUUUCUCUCCACUCGGGUUCUCUUCAGACAGGAGUCGGCUAAUGACGGACUGUUCUUUCUCCUGUGUUCAAGGACAGAAUGAUUCAGUAGAGUGUUUGGGAUGUGAAUGUAUUUCUCAUUGCUGUCGCCCAGAGAAUACCAUCGUAUUGGUUGGGUCUGUAAUUGAAGUUAAUAUGUUGGACAACCACUUUACAAGCACUGCUCUAUCAAUCAGAACCAGAAUUCCUCGCACAGAUAAAAAUGUCUUUUAUCAAAACUGGUAGCACUGAAGGACACAUGUCCCAGUUUCUGCCUGUUCAAAAAAAAAUUGUUUCUGAUGAACUUCUGAAGCCAUUUGACUUUUUUUUAAAUGCUUAAUUUUAUACACGGGAUCUGUUGUUAAAAUCACAAGCCAUUACUGUUACGGUACUGUGAGUCAAAAAAAUUUGUAAAGUUUGUGUCACCCACAUGUGAAGUCGAGUGUUAAGUUGAUGGGUACUUCCUUUCCAUGCCAGAGUGACUUAACUCUCAGGGAAAACGCCCCGCAGACUAGGAGAAGUUGUGAUGGAUGGCGAUUGUUAUCACAGGUCUGAUCAUGGCACUGUUUUCUCUUAAUGAUGAGGAUUUUUAGAACAAAGUGAAUUAAAAGUCAUCAUCUCAAUUCAUUUUCGGACUCCUGUGAUCUCAAUGAGCCAUCCCUCUCUACUCCUCCUAGCAUUCAGGGUCUCAGGCCUGGACCAUGUUGCCCCCAUAUCUCCAUUACUGACCAUCUGUAGACUUCUCGUCAUUGCAUCCUACAAAUGUAGUACAAAAGGUGUGAAUGUAAAGUUUUUUUCUGGUAUAUCUCUCAGGCUAGGCCCAAUGUUCAAAGAAUUUGGGAACCAGUAGGUGGAGCAGGAGAAGACAGUUGGGUCACUUGGUAUUGAGAGUAAAAACAUGCAGCAGAAGUUCAGGAUCUUUUUGCAUGAGAAAUUGAGCUCCACUUCAGCUUUUACAAUCUUGCUUCUGUGGUUGGACAUUUUUUUUGUAAUUCUGCUUGUGAGGUUGGAACUGAAACGAACAUCCACUGCAGCUCAGGGUCAGGUGGGCUAGCUAGCAUCAUAUCACCUUUCUGACUUAUGAUUGUGAUCUAUACUUACCUUCGUGGUUGUACUGGCUGCAUCUGAAUGGGUCUAUAGAAUUCACUUUUCCUGCUCCCAAAUAAUGUUUCUAGAUGUCAAUUUUCUGACUAUGGAAAAUCAUGCUAUGAUGCCAGCAUCUUAAGGCACCCAAAUCUAUGGACUGAAUAGAUGAAUUGGUUUAACUCUGCUACAUGGAUAGUGGGGGUGAUCUGGUUGUAAGAUAUAGCUGCAGUCUCACUAACCAGUAACAUGAUCUGGAAAAAGAAGCAUCCUUUAUCGAUUGCAACCAAAAAUAAACCAUAACUUGGCUGGUUUUUAAUUUUCUAAACACUGGUGAGAUUGUUUAAACUGAAAGUCUGCUGUAUCAUAACCAUCAACCUACAAAUCCAACCUGUACAGAAGGUUAAUCGGUGUUUGAAGAUUCAACAGUCGCAGGCCAAGAAAGUCAUCUGUCACAAACCUGGUUCUAAAAGCAUUUCUUUUCAGCGCACUUCUCUGUGACUAACUGUGACUUCACCCACCCGUUCAGCAAUGCCCAUUACACUGCAAAUGCUCUUUGACCCAUGUUACGUGAAAAGUAUGUGCUGCAUGAUGCAGGGCACCUUUUUAUCGUCUUAACCCAGGUACACAAAACAGUAAGAGAGACGCAGCAGUUUUUUGUCAGUAAAAGUUUUUAUGGAUAGCACAUGGUCUAAGGAACUCCAGUGACAGAAGUAUUUUUUUCCUUGUGAGUCAUGGGUUGUGCACUACCCAUGGAUUUUGUACAAAAAAAGUGAAUAAUGGCAAGUUGUAACAUGAGAUUUCAUAAUAAAAAGAUUUUUCAAAAAUAA
This is a messenger RNA of Sebastes umbrosus (honeycomb rockfish), 3462 nucleotides long. It is a transcript of the gene txndc5, whose product is annotated as thioredoxin domain containing 5. Gene Ontology annotation, molecular function: protein disulfide isomerase activity. The transcript has 10 exons. Gene Ontology annotation, cellular component: endoplasmic reticulum. Gene Ontology annotation, biological process: protein folding. Lineage: Eukaryota; Metazoa; Chordata; Actinopteri; Perciformes; Sebastidae. The coding region runs from base 179 to 1423 and encodes 414 amino acids. The record is from RefSeq and is a predicted model, not a curated record.